This is a messenger RNA of Chanos chanos (milkfish), 3022 nucleotides long. It is a transcript of the gene ttc14, whose product is annotated as tetratricopeptide repeat domain 14. The record is from RefSeq and is a predicted model, not a curated record. The transcript is spliced from 13 exons. Bases 158 to 2410 code for a protein of 750 amino acids. NCBI's taxonomy places the organism in Eukaryota, Metazoa, Chordata, Actinopteri, Gonorynchiformes, Chanidae. Gene Ontology annotation, molecular function: protein binding; nucleic acid binding.
GCUGAGUGGGUAGUAGUAGCAGCUAUGAAACGGUGUGCUUGUGCUCAACGUGCAGAAUUGAACAAUCCUCAACCGUUUUGCAGUAUUAAUGAGUUCUCCAUAACGAUUUUCAUGGAUGCCGAGUGCAACGUAAAUUAGGAAGACCAGCGUGGAGACCAUGGAUAGAGAUUUACUGAAACAGUCUCUCUCAUUCCAUGGACAAAGUCUGUUUUCCCUUCUCAACUGUGAACAGAGUGAAAAUCCAGAUUUUAAAGCAGUUGCAACUGAUCUAUUUAAAGCUGCUCACCAAAGAAGGGAGAGAGAAAAUGACAGCCCAGUUGUGGAGCAGUUCAUAGCAAGGAAAGCAGACAUCCUGUUUGCACCUUCGUGGAAGUUCUGUGCCCCUAGCGAUGAUGAUCAUCAGGAGACUAGAGAACCAUAUGCCAUAAUGCCACCACUGGAGCAGUUCAUGGAGGUUCCUUUUGAGGAGAGGAGGGAUCUCUUCUACAGGGAUGUUGAGCGUGGGGAUAUGGUUAUAGGACGCAUCAAUUCAAUCCGAGACUUCGGUUUCUUUGUUACUAUUAUCUGCACAGCUGGUGGACUGAAGAGGGACAUUGAAGAUCUGGAGCUCACUGCUCUUUGUCCCAUCAGAGACGUACCAUCGACAGGACAUCAUGAUGAUCCUUUGUCUUAUUAUCAAAUUGGAGAUUUGAUAAGAGCUGGUGUGAAGGACAUUGACCGGUAUCAUGAAAAACUGACAAUCUCGCUGUAUUCAUCUUCACUGGCUGCAAAUUUGAGUAAAUUCAAACUGGGUGUGAUAAGCAAAGAAGAUCUGCCACUUCACUACAUUCGUGCAGAACGAGUUUCCAGUGACAGGAGUCUGACAUAUGAAAAGCUUCUGGAGAGUUCUCUUGGCUUUUCCAACCCCUCAAAUGUGGAUGUUCUCCUGGAGAAACUGGGAGUCAGUGAUACACAGUCUGCUUCCCUUAUGAGGGGGCUACAAAGCAAGCAUUUUAUGGAAGAAGAUUUUGCUACAGCCAUCCGGAAAAAGCAGUCCGCUUCUUGGGCUUUAAAAUGUGUCAAAGCGGGUGUUGACCACUUCAAGUCGGGUCGUCACGUUGAAGCGAUGAACGAGUACAACAAGGCUUUGGAGAUUGACACCAACAACGUGGAAGCUCUUGUCGCACGUGGAGCACUAUAUGCCACAAAAGGAAGCCUUGUGAAGGCUAUAGGCGAUUUUGAACUUGCCUUGGAAGGUUGUCCAUCACACAGGAAUGCAAAGAAGUAUCUCUGCCAGACACUGGUAGAACGAGGCCAACAGCUUGAAGAAGAAGAAAAGUUGGUUACAGCAGAGGGCUUGUACAGAAAAGCCAUAGCAUUGGACAGCUCAUUUCAGGAGGCAGAGGAUGCCCUGCAGAAACUUCAGCUACACAUCCAGAAAUCCCUUAAACUGAAAGAAGAAGCAGCAAAAGAACAAGAAAAGGCUAAGACUGUGGAAACGAGUGCAGAGAAAUUGCGUAAGAUCCUAAAAGAGGAGAAAAGAAUGAAAAAGAAGAGAAAGAGGUCUUCUUCCUCUUCCUCCACGUCGUCAAGCUCUUCCUCGUCCAGCCGGGGCUCCUAUUCCUCCGGCCGGAAAAAGUCAAAGAAAAGGAAACGAAAGCGAAAACGCUCUUCUCACAGUUACAAGAAACGUCACCGCAGAAUCUCGUCUCGUGACGAAAAAUCGACCGAAGAAGAGGUCGAAUGGUACCCCGCCCCAGCCGAUACCUCAGCGUCCUUCAUCAACCAGACACAAGCCAUGGCCAAACUGUUGGAAGACAAAAGUGAGUCUGGAGACCGGCGUCUGUCUCAAAGCAGAGAGGGUGCUCGGUCCCAUUCCUUUGGUUCCACGUCUGGCGUUGAGACAAUGGAGGAAAAACGAGGUAGGUUUGAAGAUGAUCCUUUUGACCGUAGCCCAAGGGGAAAAGAGAGAGUGCAGCACAGUAAACAGUCCACAGGUUCCAAACACAGGAGCAGCUCUAAGGUGAAUGGCAGAGAGAGAGAAAGCCACAGAAAGUCAGAGGAAGGCCACAGCGGCGGCGGCAGCCGUCCAGAAUGUUCCGGCAUAUCCAGCAAGAGCAGGAGGUACUCCUCCUCCUCGGCGGGCUCGGAGUAUUCUCGCAAGUCCGGGCAUUCGGUGGACCCUCCAUCACGCGAUAGCAACUACAGGGGGUCAGAGGGCCGCCAGUGUGACCUAACGUAUAGAACAGACAGGUCUGAUAGCAAAGAUAGUAGAAGAACAGGCGUAAACUAUGGCCGAUCGAGCUGCGAUGUCUCCCAGGACAAUAAAACAAUGGUGGAGGGAGGUCAGAGAAAAGAACUCCCUUCAAACUUGCUGGAUAUCUUCAGUCAGAUCGCUCAGUUUGAGAAGGAGAAAAGACAGAAAAAAUGAAGUCUUUCUGAGAGCGUGCUUCUGUGUACAGCGAUGUAACUGCCAAUCAUAAUGGCACAUUGGAAGAGGGGAAUCAUGACAGCGAUGUUUAAAAGCGAAUGCUUUAACUAUGUCGUCUGUACGGCUUUGUUUUCUAUUUUUUUUUUUUUUUUUUGUGACGUGAAUUACUCUGCAAAUGCUUGGAAAGGAUCUCCAAUACACUGCCUUAAAGUUCAUAUUGUCUGAUUUUCUUUUCUGUGUCCUGUAAUAUCAGUGUGAAAGAGGAACUAUCAGAACUGUUGGGAUAUUAGGGAAAUUUGAGGAAUUGGUUUGCCCACUCAAAUGCUUAUGCAAUUUGAGACCUGCCCCAAUACUCGUGAAUAGCUUCAUUCCCUUGCUACUUUUUUUUUUUUCUUAACUACAGAACUUCAGGUGACGGAAUGCGUGAGAAGUUCAUAAUAUGUAAAUCUCACAUCCAGUUGAAGCUGUUUUUGAGUAUUUGGACAGGUAAUGUUAGUGCCAAGUACAAUGUCUUUUUUUUUUUUUUCCCCAGUUGUGCAGCAGUAUUCAGUAUGAACAGAGCGUACAGUGUCCAUGUGUAGACCCUAAAUAAAUACUCUGUGAAAUCCCCCA